Megalops cyprinoides (Indo-Pacific tarpon) is the source of this 1417-nucleotide messenger RNA. It is a transcript of the gene pawr, whose product is annotated as PRKC, apoptosis, WT1, regulator. The transcript has 7 exons. Gene Ontology annotation, biological process: positive regulation of apoptotic process; apoptotic process. Bases 258 to 1328 code for a protein of 356 amino acids. NCBI's taxonomy places the organism in Eukaryota, Metazoa, Chordata, Actinopteri, Elopiformes, Megalopidae. The record is from RefSeq and is a predicted model, not a curated record. Gene Ontology annotation, cellular component: cytoplasm.
UAGCCUGCGUGUGACUAAUCAAACUCGCCGCUGAAAUUGCACCGAGCAGUUCACCUGGGAGACCGACAGCGCUGUGUGACACACAGACCCAAAUACAUAUUGGGUACUUUCUGCAACAGCUUCGCUCGAAGGAAUGUGGUGUUAGCUGCAAAGAGGCAAACAAGCUUUGUGACCGUUCACUUUUGAAACGGCAAGAACACUUAAGCCAUCAAAGAGCACGGUUUGUAAUAAGCACCAAUUAAACUUAAAAAGGAAACAUGGCGACGGGUGGAUUUAGAUCAAAUGCAACAACGGACUUUCUGGAAGAGUGGAAAGCUAAACGAGAGAAAAUGAGAGCAAAAAUGCUCGGGGAUAUUGCUGCAUCUACCGGUGGGUGCAACAUUACGGCUUCUGUCCCUUCCUCUCUUGGGACCAACAACAAAAAUGAAAUUCGUAAUGCGCCUCAAAGCACCGAAUUAAACAACAACGGCAACCCGGGCUCAUCGUCCGUUAAUUGCGUGUCAUCCUAUCCCGUAGUGCGGUCAUCCUCUUCCACUGCCCUCAGGAGGCCGGAGGAUGACCCGCACCAGACACCGGUGCGCGGAUCCGAUCCCCCCGGAGGUAACCUGAAGAAGACGCUGCAGCCCGAGAAGGUGCCCAGCACCCCGCAACCGGAGCCCGGCGGGAACGUGUGCAACGAGAGCGACAAGGACAGCCCUUCUCCGGGAUCGGGGUCUGCCAAGAGCAAGGAAAAGAAGAGCUCUGGUCCCAGCGCCAGGAAAGGUAAAGGACAGAUAGAGAAGAGAAAGCUCAGAGAGAAGCGGAGAUCAACAGGUGUUGUCAGUAUACCAUCCAACGAGAGCCUGGACGAGCUUGACGAUGAUGAUGGCGGUGAUAAGGAGAGGAAGAGGGAGGAGGCCCUCACGCAGCACAACACGGUCCAGAACGAGGCUAUGACCUCUGACCCCAGCGCAGCCCACUUGUUACAGGACACACCAAGAGCCCCGUCAGGAAGGUACAAAAGCGUGGCAGCUCCAGGCUCGGAGGAGGAGGCGGGGGGGAGCAGCAGGCACCGCCAGGGGUACGGCCGACACGGAAGGGAUGCCCCCGCCUCGAGCAUGGGCAACCUGGAGAGGAGGAUGGAGGAGCUGGAAAAGGAACUUGCCAGGGAGAGGCAGGAGAACACUCGGCUACUGAAAGCCCAUCAGGACAAAGACGAGCUGAUCAUGAAGCUGAAGGAAGAAAUCGACUUGCUAAACAGGGACCUUGAUGACAUCGAGGACGAGAACGAGCAGUUGAAACAGGAGAAUAAAACGCUGCUCAAAGUGGUUGGCCAGCUCACCAGGUAGAGCCACGCCCGCCCGAAGACAUUAAAAACCCUCCCAAUGAAGUGACCUGAGGAGUCCCCCCCCACCCCCACCCCCAGAGGAGUGCCCGC